CCUAGGAUUGUUGUAGAUUUUCACCCUGUCCAUGUGACUCCCUCUCUGUGUGUUUUAUCCUCUUACUGCAGCUCUUCUUCUCACUUCAGAUUAGCACUGACUCUGCACAGGUGUCUGUCUUCUGGUCUGCAAAAAGAGCAGGACCGGCAGCUGAAUUAUGGCGAGUCCCGAACAGAAAGUGGUCCUGAUCACUGGCUGCUCCUCUGGGAUUGGUCUAAGAAUGGCUGUGAUGCUGGCCAAGGAUGAGAAGAAGCGUUAUCACGUAAUAGCCACGAUGCGUGACCUGAAACGAAAGGACAAGCUGGUAGAGGCUGCUGGAGAUGCAUAUGGGAAAACUCUUUCUCUUGCUGUGUUGGAUGUCUGCAAUGAUGAAUCUGUCAAACAAUGCAUAAACGGCAUCAAAAAUCGACACAUAGACGUCCUUGUCAACAAUGCAGGUAUUGGCCUGGUGGGUCCAAUAGAAAGCAUUCCUAUCGAAGAGAUGAAGAAAGUAUUUGAGACUAAUUUCUUUGGAGUCAUCAGGAUGAUCAAGGAAGUGAUGCCGGACAUGAAGAAAAGAAGAGGAGGACACAUCAUUGUAGUUAGCAGCGUGAUGGGACUACAAGGUGUUGUGUUUAAUGACGUCUACGCUGCUUCCAAGUUUGCCAUGGAGGGUUUUUGUGAGAGUUUAGCUGUGCAGCUUUUGAAGUUUAACGUCAUCCUGUCACUGAUCGAGCCAGGACCGGUGCACACAGAAUUUGAAGCAAAGAUGAUUCAGGAUGUGAAACAGAAGGAGUAUCCUGGAGCGGAUUCUGAUACUGUGCAUUACUUCAAGAACGUCUAUCUUCCUUCUUCUGUGGACAUUUUUGAGGCAUUUGGACAAACACCUGAUGACGUUGCUAAAUGCACCAAGAAAGUGAUCGAAGCAAGUCGUCCACGUUUCCGUAAUCUGACCAAUCCGCUGUACACGCCAAUAGUGGCACUGAAGUACGCCGAUGAAACUGGAGGGCUGUCUGUUCAUGCUUUCUACCACAUGCUCUUUAACAUGGGGCCUGUGAUGCAUGUCAGUAUGGUUGCCAUGAAGUAUCUAACCUGUGGAUGUCUGAGGAGAAGGACAAUUUCACCAAACUGAAAGCCAACGUAAUUUGCUAAGCACUUUCUCCUAAACACAACCAAUUUUAAUUCACAGUCCAAGAUCAUGCUUAAUAUAGUAAAUGGUUUCACAAUAUUAUCCUAUGUAUAACAAUAUAAUCCUGUGUAUAACAUGUGCUUAGAGACAAGAUUGGGGUUAAAUCCAACAAAAUUAGUCAUUAUCUUCAGUGCCAAAUUAAUACAGCUUGAUAAUAAUAAUAAAAAAACUAAAAAAAAAACUAAUGAAGCAACCAGAAUGAUGUGACUAAUGAAGAAAGCAGGGAUUAUGAACAAAAAGGGAAACAAACCACUGCUAAGAUAGUAAACAAGAAAGAUUCAAAGUUUAGCAGGAUUAAACGAGGGAACAAAUGGGAUUAUAGAACAGGAAGAAGGCGUGAGCCUCCAGAUUUUUCAAGUUUUUAAUCUGUUUUCUGCAAAAUGUUUUGUAAACAUUUGGAUUUUGGCCAGCAUUGCAGUGAUGUUGUUGGUAUUUAAAAAUAAGGACACAUCAACUAUGUCAUAACUCUUUUUGAGCUGGAAGGUCUUAUAUAGACAGGUGAGUGCUUGUCCUAAUAAACUGCAGUCAGUUUAAUUAAACACAGCUGGACUCCAAUGAAGGGGUAGAACCCUCUCAAGAAGGAUCAUGGGACAUGGACAGCAUGAGUGUCACAGAAAAGAUUCUGAAUACUUAUUACCAUGUGAUAUUUCAGUUUAGAUUUUUUCAUAAAUUAGCAAAAAAUUCUACAUUUCUGGGGUAUUUUCUGUCAAGAUGAGAUGCUGAAUGUAGAUUCAUGAGAAAUAAUAUGAACUUUUUUGAUUUCUGUAAAUGGCUGCAAUCAUUUCCGUACCCACUGUAGGUAGCCCAGUCUCAGUCAUCAUGACUGUAGCAGUUUAUAUUUGCUGAAACAAUAUGCAAUGUAAAAGAAGACAACAAUUGACAUUUUAACCAAAUAGUUAGAAUUAAACAUCUUUUAGAUAGCUAUAUUAGUGGAUAAUAUUACUAAAGUUGUUUCAAAUGUGUU
Molecule: messenger RNA, 2132 nt
Organism: Gambusia affinis (western mosquitofish)
Lineage: Eukaryota; Metazoa; Chordata; Actinopteri; Cyprinodontiformes; Poeciliidae
Product: retinol dehydrogenase 8-like
Exons: 6
Coding region: 158-1111 (317 amino acids)
Biological process (GO): estrogen biosynthetic process
Cellular component (GO): cytoplasm
Molecular function (GO): estradiol 17-beta-dehydrogenase [NAD(P)+] activity
Source: RefSeq, a predicted model, not a curated record